UUCGGGUUGUGUGAAUUUUUGUAAAAUUGAUAUUAAAUAAAUUAACUUUUUUGUAUGUAAUGCUUAAAUAAAUUUAAUUGGGAAUAAAUUGAACAUUUCCAUUUAAUUUAUUAAUUUGUAAAAUGACGCAUAUGCAAUAUCUUCCGGGUGAUCCCAGAGUAGUGGAUCAAUUGGUUUACGAAUUAAAAUCCAGAGGAAUAUUCGACCAAUUCCGCAAAGAAUGCAUAUCGGACGUGGACACCCGGCCGGCGUAUCAGAACUUGCGGCAGCGCGUGGAGACGUCCGUGGCGACGUUCCUCGCGCGCCAAGUCUGGAAACCAGACCUGAACAAGAAUCAGCUGAGAGAGAAGUUGAGGAAACACAUACUUGAUGGCAACUACCUUGAGCAAGGAGUAGAAAGAAUUGUUGACCAAGUAGUCAAUCCAAAAGUGGCGUCAGUUUUCAUACCACAAGUUGAAGAUUUAGUCUAUGACUUCUUCGGAAUCUCAAGAAAGAAGCCUGCAGCCGAAACCUCCAAUGAAAAAACUGAAAAUGAUCUCUUACCUACAGACUUGGAAGCAGUUAGUCCUGGAUCUGUAAAAAGCAACGAUGAUAAAAUAGAUGUUAUGGAAACAGAUGACGUGAUAGAAGAUAAAAUGGAGGUUGAUGAAGAUGACAAAAUAAAAAUUCAAAUAAUAGAUGAUAGUUCCUCCGUAAUAGAAGUCGUUGACAAAGAGAAAACUGAGCAAGAUACAAAUAUGUCCGCCGCAAGUGCAUUUACAGUGAAUGAUUCGAAUAGUAUUGAUAAAAUAUCAAUACCAUUGCCAACAGAAGAAAUAAGACUUGAAAACAUACCUACACCCGACAAUAGCCCUCCAAAAGCACCAGAAUUAGAAAGAAUAGAAUUACCGAAACCUAUCGUGUCUUCUGAUAUACCUUUACCUGAUGAAAUAGCCAAUCCUGACAAAGAUCAGUUUUUCAAGCCUAUAAAUGUAAACAGCGAUGAUGAUUCAAGUUCAGACUCAUCUUUAAGGAGAAACAUGUCUCCUAUAACACCCAUAAGGAAUUUCAAUAACGAAAAUUCAUGUGACGCCCAACAAGCUUUCGAAGAUGAGACGAAAGAGAAAUCCGAAGAGAAUAAAGAACCUAGCUCGUUUAGAUUUGCAAUCGAAACAAAAUCUCCUGAAAAUGUUGUUGAUGAGGAUAAAGAAAAGAAAGUUGAUCCUGAACAGACAGCUUUGUCAUAUCAGUUCAAUAACCAAGUGAACAUAAACACUUUCAACACGCCUUUAUACGAUGAUAGUUCUAAUAGCAACCUUUUACAUAUUGACUAUGAAAGUGACGCUAACAGUAAGACCAAUAAUCAUGAGAAUAAAGGUCCAGAGGCAGAAACAUCUGAGGAUUCCAAAAAGGAGAAGAAAAAGGACGAUAAAAAGAGCUCCUAUAAAAGCUCUCAUCAUUCUAGAGAUUCCCAUAGACAUUCAAGUAGUAAAGAUAAACGAUCGGAUUCUAAACAUUCUACUUCUAGAGACAGCAGCAGACAUGAUAGGAAGACAUCAUCUAAAGAUGAAAACAAAUCAAAAUCUAGUUCCAAAGAAGGAUAUAAAGACAAAAGUGACAAGAAGGAUAGAGAUAGUAGAGAAUCUUCUAAGCAUAGAAGGUCUCAUAAGAGUUCUUCUUCCAGCCACAGAGAUUCCAAAUCUCAUAAAACUUCGAGCUCUAGUUCGAGUCAAAGGCAUUCUUCGUCAAGUAAACAUUCCGAAGACAAAAAAUCUUCAUCUUCUUCAAGUCACAAAGAAAAAUCAGAAAGAAGUUCAGAUAAAUCAAAGGAUUUAAAAGAAAAAUCUUCAAGAGAUUCUAAAUCAAGUUCCCAUAGAUCCGACAGGGAAAAAAAGAGUAGUAGAGAGAGUAGCAAAAGCAAACAUGAGGAUAAAGACAAAAAGAAAGAAAAGAAAGACACAGAUGAUCACUACAGUGUAUCAGGAAGAGGAAAUAACAGUCGUAGAUCAACUGAUAGAGAUUCUAAUGACGGUAGCUCGUCAUCUAAAGGAUCGAAUCAUCCGGCCAGUUCUAAAUCAUCAGAGAGUAAGAAAGACAGUAAAAGUACUUCGAAAUCUGACAACACAUCGACUAGUAGUGAAUCCACCAGCCCCAGUGACAAAGAACUAGUGUUAAAUGGAGUUGAAAGUGAAAAUAAGAAAGAAGUCAAGCAAGCAAAAGUUGUAAGAGUUGAUACACAUCUAGAAGUACCCAUAAGCGCACCUCCGAGGCUACCUUUCGUACCAGAUGUUACACUUAAAAAGCCGAAAUUCGCUGAAAACUUGCAACAGGCUAAGAAACUUAUGAAAAUGCGUAAGUUCUUAAAUGAAGAGCAGAAGAGAAUGAACCAAGAAGCAGCUUUGUUAUUAGAGUUUCAAGCUAAUGUAAGGCCAAGUUUAAGCCAAGUGUAUUCAAGUAUUCCCGGGCCAGAGCUAGAGUUUGCAUGUAUCACAAAUGCAGUUAAGAUGGUUGUUGGCGAGAAUUAUAGCGAAUCUGAAAAUGAACAAUCAUCUAUUCAGAAUGGAGAUGUUCACGAACAAGAAAGAGAAACGAGAAAUGACGCCCUCAUAGAAAUAUUGACUGCUGCUCAACAAGUUGAUAAUAUUGAAGAAAAAACUACAUUGCAAUUGGAAAAAGAUUUGACAGGCGAUGAUUUUAAACAAGAAGAAGAAGACGUUGACACAAAAGCGAAAGUUCGAAACCCGGAACUAGUCGAAGAAAUACCUGAAACUGAAAUUAUAUAUGCAUCAUCUGAAAUAGAUGAAAAAUUCCAUUUGGAUGAGUUGAAAUUGAUGAAAUAUGGAAUUAAUGAUAUUCGUGAAAUUAUAGGGGUGCCUGAGCCUGACGAUAGCGAUAUUACUGAAAAAUUUAACGACGAACCGUCAUCCGAAGAAAUUAAAAAUGUAGCUGAAGCUGAUGAUAAAACUGACUGCAAUUUAGACAAGAUGAACUUGAAAAAUGAUAAUGAUCACAAAAAGCCUCCAGAAUACUUCGAAGUGACCAUUAUAACAGAGGAACUAUCUGAAAGUGAAGAAACAGAAAAAUAUAAGGAUAUACACGAAAAAAUCAAAAGAGACACACUGCAAGAAUGCAGAGGUGAAAAAUUAUUACAAUAUUUCAGUGAAAGCGAAAAAUACAAUUCAGAAAUUGAAAGAGCUACAUUUAGCAAAUUCUUAAAAAAAAUAACUGACAAAGUUAAUAAAAGCAAAUUGUAUUUAGUCAACUGUGAUACUUACGAAGAGAAUUUAUUGAGAGAAGUUGCUAAAACACACGGCAAUUUCGAAGUUGUGAAUUAUUACAAGAACGGACAUUUCAAAUUGUCCAAAAACGUUGUUAAAGAUUUGAAUAUAUCUGCUGAAAUAACCUUACCUGUGGAAAAUGAUUUUGAAGGCCGUACACCUAUGUUUAGUCCGGUUAAAUCUGAAUGUUCGUUCGAGUUAUCUAGUGAUUAUGAUGCUAAAUUGGAAGAGAUGGUUAACAAGACAUCGAGGCAAGAAAUAAUGGAGAUUAUACUUGGUAGUGCUGUAGAAGAAUCGUUAAAUAAAAUGCCUAAAAUUGAUUAUUGUAUGGAGUCUAGUAUAGUGAAUGAAGACAAUGUAUUGAAGAGAAAGAUUGAGGAAGAAGUGGAGAGUUCGGUGAAUAAUAAUAGGCUGGUCCUAACACCGAAUAAAAUUAGGAAACUGAGUGGUUCCGAUCAGAUUACAUCUACGACUGAAGAAAGUGAAGAGAUUAGCAAUAAUAAUGUGUCGACCGCUGUGAGGUCCAAGUAUUUGGGUCGAGCGAAGAGAGUCGGGCUGCCAAGGCCUAAGAAGACCACGCUGCCAAAUAGUCCGUCGAGCGAUAAGUCCAUAGAAAAUUAUGAACAAAACGCACAGACACCCAACGGGCAACUGAAGACUCCAAGAAAAGUGCAAAGAUAUGACACAACGGACCUUUACAAACCGAAAUUACAUUACUUAUCCAGAAGAAAUAAUAUCAGUUAAACUAGCUGUGCCUGCAACUUCGUCCGCGUGGAAUAGUUAUUUUGGGCAGCAUUGAGGCCCUCAAAGAUGAAUUUUCACCUUUUUUUUUCACAUUUUCCAUUAUUUCUUUGCUCCCUUAUAGUUGCAGCGUGAUGUUAUAUAGCCUAAAGCCUUCCUCGGUAAAUGGUCUAUUCAAUGCAAAAAGAAUUUUUCAAUUCGAACCAGUAGUUCCUGAGAUUAGCGCGUUCAAACAAACAAACAAACUCUUCAGCUCAGUUUCAGUGACAGGUUGCUAGCCUGUCGCCGAAAAAAAAAAUGUCAAGUUUAUAAGCCUAUCCCUUAGUCGCCUUUUACGACAUCCACGGGGAAAGAGAUGGAGUGGUACUAUUCUUUUUUCUAAUGGUGCCGGGAACCACACACAUUUCCAUACUGAGAUUACUUACUUCUGAGAUUCAGAGUCAGAAUUUAUAUGGCGUUUCUAUGGCCACUUAUUUUGUUCAUACAUAAACAUAAAAUCACGCCUUAUAGGAUAGGCAGAGACUUAUUUUAUUCCGAAUUUUGUAGGUCAAACGAACUAUAGCUAUAAGUUAGUUAUGUAUUUGAAAUAAAGCAAGUUAUAUGCUUUUUAUAGUAUAAAGCUGCAUAUUCAUUACAAAAUAGUGUUUUUAUAUAAUUUCUUAGAUAGAAUGGAUUUAUCUAUUGUUAUAAUAUUGUAUAUCUUGAUAUUGCACUUAGGAAUAGAUACAUUAUGUUAACAUACAAUGGACUAUCAAAAUAC
This is a messenger RNA of Amyelois transitella, 4758 nucleotides long. Its product is annotated as biorientation of chromosomes in cell division protein 1-like 1. The coding region runs from base 123 to 4001 and encodes 1292 amino acids. The record is from RefSeq and is a predicted model, not a curated record. Lineage: Eukaryota; Metazoa; Arthropoda; Insecta; Lepidoptera; Pyralidae. The transcript is spliced from 5 exons.